AUGAGAUUUAACAUGUCUUGGUAUGAUAAGUAUUCUAAUUGGUUAGAAUAUAGUCUUAAAAAUGAUGCUUGUUAUUGCUUGUGUUGUUAUUUGUUUGCAACUGAAAGUGAAAUUGCAAGUCGCUAUGGAGGAGACACAUUCAUUAGUAAAGUUGAAAUUGAAUAUAGAAAUUGUUUGAAUGCAUCCGAGGAUAGUGCUAGAUUAAUUUUGUGUUCAGGAUUACCUUUUCGAGAUAUUGCCAAUGCUUGUUAUAAAGAGACCAUUAACGCUAUUCUUGAGGAACUUGGGGAUGAUUAUUUUGCUAUCUUAGUCGACGAAUUCCGUGAUGUCUCUUGUUAUGAUGGAGCAAGCAACAUGCAAGGUCAUAUUAAUGGGCUAAGGACUUUAAUCCAGAAUGAUUGUUCAUCUGCACAUUAUGUACACUGUUUUGCUUACCAACUUCAAUUGACUCUUGUUAAGGUUGCACACAAACAUGUUGAUGUUGAGCAUCUUAUUGAUUUUAUCAAUCUUACAUUGAAUACUAUUGGUGUUUCUUAUAAACGUAGAGAUAAGUUUCGACAAAAACAAGUUGAGAUGGUUGAAAAAGCCUUAUCUGAAGGUGAGCUAUUAAUUGGAAAGGGUUUAAAUCAAGAAGUUGUUCUUCAAAGACCUGGGGAUACUCGUUGGGGUUCUCAUUUUAAAACUUUCUCCAAUUUCAUUCAAAUGUUUUCUCCUAUAGUUAAUGUGCUUGAUGCUCUUGUAGUUGCUGGAGAUGAUGAUAUAGCUAGAAGUCAAGCUAGUUUGGAUGGCAUACAAACUUUUGAUUUUGCUUUCAUGAUUUGUUUAAUGAAAUUAGUAUUAGGGAUCUCUAAUGGACUAAGUCUAUCUUUGCAAAGAAGAGAUCAUGACGUUGUAAAUGCUAUGUCCUUGCUUGGUACUACUAAGAGACGAUUUUAG
Molecule: messenger RNA, 936 nt
Organism: Amaranthus tricolor (Joseph's coat)
Lineage: Eukaryota; Viridiplantae; Streptophyta; Magnoliopsida; Caryophyllales; Amaranthaceae
Exons: 5
Coding region: 1-936 (311 amino acids)
Source: RefSeq, a predicted model, not a curated record